Molecule: messenger RNA, 2857 nt
Organism: Doryrhamphus excisus (bluestripe pipefish)
Lineage: Eukaryota; Metazoa; Chordata; Actinopteri; Syngnathiformes; Syngnathidae
Source: RefSeq, a predicted model, not a curated record
GCAUGUUUUGACUUAGAAUAUUUGUUGAAUAUUAGAAUAUAUAUUUUACUGUUACUGGGAUAGGCUCCAGCAUACCCACCUGUGAGGAUAAGUGGCAUAGAAAAUUGAUGGAUGGAUUUUGCUGUUAAGGAUUAUAGUAGUAGUAAUAAUGCAAAUGGAAAUAAUUAUACCAUUCAAGUAGUUGCAGUUGAUCUUCAGUCCUUUAGGUAGCAGUGUAGACAUUACAGCGCAGACAAAUGAAGUAGAUCAGCGGGCAUAUAAUUAGUAUAAAUUUCUUAUAAACCUAAAGAAAGUAGAAAGAAAGCCCACUUAUCUCAGUUUAAAGUUGGAAGUUGUACUUGAUAUGGUGCCACUCCUGUCCUCUAGGUGGCAGUAUUGUGUGUUACAAAGUGUUUGCCCACUGGGAAAACAAAUGCACCUGCAUUUCCUUGAAUAAUAGUUUGUUAUUAGCAUUAGCAUUCCGUCAUAUAAAGUAGAAGUAAUAAGACGUGUGUAGAGCUUCGACUUUAGCUAAAUAUACUUAAUUUGCAAGCAGCUGAAAAUGAGCAGACAAUUUUACAGCCAAGUUGGGACCCUCAAAACCAGAUUCAUCCACUUAUUCAUCACUUAUGCCUCCUUAAAAGUGGCAUUAAGGUUAAAGUACACUUCACUAGAACUCACUUCAUAAUCUGCCAUGACAGUUUUAGGCUCUUAGUGGAUAAUUGAAAAGGAACAUCAGGAGCCAUGGAGGAAGCAGACAACGGCACCAUUGAUCCAGCAUGUUUACAGGAGCCCCCACUGGCAAUGGAUGUGAUAAAGCAGCUAGAUGCGUUUGGGAUGUGCCUGUACGCCAUGCUCACCUUCAUGUCCUGCAUCUCCGUGCUGCUGUACCUGGAGCAGUGUGUUUACAUUUAUAAGAAUCUGCCCUACCCCAAAAAGACCACCAUCAUGUGGGUCAAUGGAGCUGCUCCGGUCAUUGCCACCAUGUCCUGUUUUGGAAUGUGGAUCCCCAGAGCCGUCAUGUUCACAGAUAUGACUUCAAACUGUUAUUUUGCAGUGGUGGUGUACAAAGUGUUGGUGCUUCUGAUAGAGGAGUUGGGCGGCAGCAGUGCAUUUCUGAAACGCUUUUCUGGGAAAACCUUCAAGAUCUCCACAGGGCCGUGCUGCUGCUGCUGCCUGUGUUUACCUCGUGUGCCCAUGUCACGGCGAAUGCUAUUUCUGCUAAAGUUGGGAGCACUUCAGUAUGCCAUCCUCAAGACUGUGCUCAGUGUCCUCUCCAUAGUACUCUGGACAAACGGCAACUUUGACCUCUCAGAUCUAGAGAUCACAGGCACAGCAAUUUGGAUCAACCCAUUCAUUGGCGUUCUCACCAUUACCUCUUUGUGGCCUGUAGCCAUCGUGUUCAUGAACACCAACAGCUUUUUACGCGAGAUAAAUAUUGUGCCCAAGUAUGCCAUGUACCAACUAGUACUUGUAUUAAGCCAACUGCAAACAUCCAUCAUCAACAUCCUGGCUCUGGAUGGAACCAUCGCCUGCUCCCCUCCCUUCUCCUCACAAGCUCGUGGAUCCAUGCUAAGUCAGCAGAUGAUGAUCAUGGAGAUGUUCAUCAUCACCCUGGUCACUCGCUUCUUCUACCGUCGCACUUAUGACACGCUUCUCUCUGAGGCACAUGACAACAACCACCAGAAGGACAGAGUUUCCCUGCAAGCUGCUCACAUGGAGCACAACGUCUGAAGGAGUGCGGUAAAAGAGGCUCUUUAUUCGAGGGACCAGCAACAGGUUUUGAGCUACAAAACUACCUCAUUGUUCUAAGAAAUUAUGUAUUAUUUUUUUUAUGAGUUCAACAGUAUUUACCAACUUGAAUUAGUUCUUGCCCUCUCUGAUAUAAUCAUUCUACUUUAAAAGGGAGAAACAUAAAGUUUGGUUUCAGGCAUUAACUUAAUCAUAAAUAAAGAAAUCAAGAAGUGGGGCUGAAAAUAAUUUCACCUCCAAAAGAGGCGCACUGCAUUACAUCGAUGAUUGCGAGGUCCCUGUCGGAUGUAAAGGUAGUUUGGGUCAAUCACAUAAACUACACUUUGUAGAUGUCACAUGACAUCAGUCAGCUGACAUUAAGCUUCCUCCUCCUGAGGCUAAGGUGAAUAGAUGUCUGAACUACAUGCAGAUGAAAUUUUCAACUUUAUUACAUUAUUAUUCUUAAUAACAUUUACGAACAUCCUUCUGGGUCCACGUUUACACCUCUCAGCACCGACAAAACUGUUUUGCAUUAUGUACUCUAUGUACUUUAUGUUAAGCUUAGUUUACUUUGGAGAGUACGAAAUUUAAAUGUUAUUUCAUCAUCAAGUGUGCUCUACAUCAUGCUCACACCAAAACUUAUGGUGUCUGUUUGAUGUGGAUGAGGCAGCAGCCUUUCUUGCUGUUUUUCUAAUGACCACAAGAGGGCGUGUUCCACUUGAAAACCUCAUUCAUUGCAGUGAAAAUAAAAAUCCCUUCCCUCGCCCUCUACUCAUGACUCAUUUAUAAUCGCAUUUACAUGCAGGGAUUCAUGCAGAGAUAAUUAAGAGGCAUAAAAUAAAGUUGUUUCAGAUAGGUUUGCAUACAAGCAAAGUGAUUUAUAGUUAUUUUAAUUGAACGCAAUGAUGGUUUUUUUUUAUUUGUAUACUGUAUGAUUAAUUCAAUUAUAUACAUAUGUGGUGUGAAAAAGUAUUUGCUCCCUUCCCGAUUUCUUGUUUUUUCCACUCUUAAAUCUUUCAAAUGAACAAAUUUAAAUAUUACUCAAUGACAACACUGAACAUAAAUGCAAUUCUUAAACUAAACUUUUUAUGAUGAAGGGAGAAUAAAUAAAAUAAAAACCACAUGGACCUGUGUUUGCCCCCCCCCC